UUAAACAAUCUCAAUUCAUUUUCACAUUCUCUCUCUCUCUCUCUCUCUCUCUCUCUCUCUCCAACAAACUCAAAACUAAAACUCAGGACUCCAUUUUCUCAGCUAUAUAUCUAUCCUCUGUCUCUCUGUGUGGUAAGUUACCGACGACAUGGCAGCGAUAGAAAGCAGUUUAGGAGAGAUGUUAGUGAAGGUGGGACUGUUCAUUUUAGUACAAGCACUCGUUUAUCUCAUCCUUUCAAAAUCUUCCAACAUCUUCUCAAAGAACAAAGUGAGGCCUUCUCCAAGUUUCAAGACAGCUCGGUCCGUCAGCAUCCGUAGAUUGCUCGCCUUUCUUGGUGACAUGCCCGCCGGUGGUGAGACUUCUCCAUCUCGAUCUUCUCCUCUUCCUUCCGAAGACAUGAUCAAUUCGCCCACCAACAACAACAACAAGAAGCACAAGUCCCAUUAAGAAACACACAUUUUGAUUACUAAGGAAUGCUUUAAGCAUUUGCAUUUCCCUUUGUAUAAUAACAAUAAUAAUAGUAUAUUAGCCAUUCAUACAUUAUUUUUUAGGUAUUUGAGCAAAAAAAGAUUGAUACAUAUUUUGACUGUAUACUUUGGGAAUUAUUUAUUUAUUUAUUUUUAUCUCUUUUUUCUGUUUUUGUUUUUCAUUGAGUGUUAGAUCCAAUAUGGAUUCCAUUGAUGUACCUAGCCUAGCUAUGUAGAACUAAUGGAUGGUUGGUUUGUUUCUCCAUGAGAAUUGCCAAUAUAUAAAUAUAUAUAUUUAAUAUAUA
Molecule: messenger RNA, 773 nt
Organism: Camellia sinensis
Lineage: Eukaryota; Viridiplantae; Streptophyta; Magnoliopsida; Ericales; Theaceae
Source: RefSeq, a predicted model, not a curated record